AUAGGUCACGAACCCCUAUUGCGUCCCCUAGUCGCACAAGCGACGUAUCUUCUAUCGACCGACUCGCAGAUGUCAUGCGUGCGUUUGUUGGGAAGAUGUCCACAUCUCGAGGAGGUGCAUCAUUCCGUGGAGAAGCAGUUCCGACCUUUGAUCCUGAAGACAGGGAUCAAGAUGUCGAGAUGUGGCUUCGAAAAAUGAACGACCUACGUGAUGUGUUCCGUUGGUCCGAAGAAGCCACAAUAUACCAUGCCCUAUCCAAACUCCGCGGAUUGGCAGAAACGUGGUAUAAGGGAUUACGAUGCAUCAAACUCAGCUGGGCUGAUUGGCAGCAACAACUACUGAAGGCAUUCCCUCCAUCUAGGGAUUUUCACCAACGCCUGGAGGAAAUGUUCCUGCGUAAGAAACGGAUGGGCGAAAGCUAUUCGAAAUAUUACUACGAAAAGAUGGUGCUGAUAAACGCGUGCAAGGUUACUGGCACUGACGCCGUGUCGUGUCUGAUUGGGGGAAUCCAAGACUCAACUUUGAAAAAUUCGAUAAGAGCUGCGGACUACCAAAGACCUGAGGAUCUUCUCCAAUACUUUCGAUCCUUGCCUGGUACCUCAGCUUCGACGGAGAGAAAUACCCAGCCGACGUUCGGACGUCGUGUUGGAACUAGCGCAUCAUCUCUGAAUAGGGCGUGUCACGUGUGCCGGUCGGAGGGCCAUAUAGCGAAGUUCUGUCCCAAACGAAGAGGAAUGGUAUGCAACUACUGCCGGAAAGAGGGGCACCAGGAAGUCACUUGCCUCCAAAAGGCAAGAAGGAAGGACGGGGGUAAUCUGGGGACUCCCCUAACAUGCAACUACUGCCGGAAAGAGGGGCACCAGGAAGCCACUUGCCUCCAAAAGGCAAGAAGGAAGGAUGGGGGUAAUCUGGGAACUCCCCUAACAUGCAGCUACUGCCAUAAAAAGGGGCACAGCGAAGCCACUUGCUUUAGAAAGCAGGGGAAGAGCAACGCAACGUCGACGCCCACGACGUUGUGACUAGGCCACCAGGAGGAGAGCCGACCC
This is a messenger RNA of Photinus pyralis (common eastern firefly), 1046 nucleotides long. RefSeq lists its product as uncharacterized. Gene Ontology annotation, molecular function: nucleic acid binding; zinc ion binding. Lineage: Eukaryota; Metazoa; Arthropoda; Insecta; Coleoptera; Lampyridae. Bases 75 to 1019 code for a protein of 314 amino acids. The record is from RefSeq and is a predicted model, not a curated record. The transcript has a single exon.